This is a messenger RNA of Rhododendron vialii, 1434 nucleotides long. RefSeq lists its product as uncharacterized. Gene Ontology annotation, molecular function: nucleic acid binding; RNA-DNA hybrid ribonuclease activity. The record is from RefSeq and is a predicted model, not a curated record. NCBI's taxonomy places the organism in Eukaryota, Viridiplantae, Streptophyta, Magnoliopsida, Ericales, Ericaceae. The coding region runs from base 1 to 1434 and encodes 477 amino acids. The transcript has 2 exons.
AUGGUGGCUGCCCUGAACCAUUUCAUUCGACGUUUGGGCGAUUUUUGCCGUCCGUUUUUCCGAGCAAUCACUACUAGCCGACGCAAAUUUGUGUGGACCAAAGAGUGUGAGCAAGCUUUGCAAUCCUUAAUGCAAUACCUGUCCCACGCACCUUUGCUCGUCAAGCCCCUUCCCGACGAAGAUUUAUAUCUUUACCUUGCUGUUUCGGAUCAUGCUACCAACGCAGUGCUUGUUCGGACAGAGGGGAUGGAGCAUCAACCAAUCUUCUACUCAAGCAAAACGAUGAUGGAUUCUCAAAUGAGGUAUCUGCCCAUGGAGAAAUUGGCGUUGGCCCUCACAGACACGUCAAGCCGGAUCCUGAAAUUUUCUCAAGACUUGGCCAAUUUGGACAUUCAAUUUGAACCUCGGACCGCCAUCAAGGGUCAGGCCUUAGCUGACUUCUUUGCCGAACUCACUCUUGGAUUGCAAGACGAAGCCAAUGCCUUGGCCACCGCUGCGGAAGAAGCUCGGAUUCAGGAUGAAGAAGUUUUGGAAGAACCAUAUAGCCAUCCCGCGGAGCCCUUCCGCGCUCGGUACACCCUCGGACGAAAGAAAUCGAAGCGGCAAUGGAGGCUCUUCUCUGGCGACGCCUGGCGAAUGACCGUCGAUGGAGCCUUUAAUGUUCACGGGGCUGAUGCGGGCAUCGUCCUUGUGUCUCUGAGCGGGACUGUGCAUGAAAGCGUGGUUUCGAUUGGGUACCCGGCGACGAACAACGAAGUGGAAUAUGAAGCUCUGAUUGCGGGCCUCCAACUUGCUCUUCGGCUUGAUGCAGAUUCAGUUCACAUCUUCUGUGACUCUCAGCUUAUUGUGGGUCACUUAAACAACGAUUAUCAAGCCAAAGACCAGCGUAUGAAUGCUUACGUCAGCCACGUAUUGGCCCUGUUCCGAGGAUUUGGCCCAGUGGAAGUAGAAUGGAUUGCUCAGGAGCACAAUGCACAUGCUAACACCCUGGUAGGUCUUGCUUCGGUUUACAAGACCUCGGGCAGUCGUACUAUUACCUUUGAAGAAGUUGCAACACCGAGCUUCGAGCAGACGUGCCAACUAGUAAUGGCGAUUUCCCUCGGUCCAAGUCAACUAGAUCCAGUAAUUGAUUAUCUGAAAAACCAGGUGUUGCCACCGAACAAACGCGAAGCACACAAACUCCAUUGCCGAGUAGCCAAUUAUUUCCUGGAUCCAAGCGACAACCUUUACCGACGGACUUUCACUGGUCCGGAUUUGCGUGUCGUCCAUGAAGACCACGUGCCGAUUGUUCUGGAGGAACUUCACUUGGGUAGCAUUGGGGCGCAUUCCGAAGGACGAUCCCUUGCACAGCGUGCGCUGACGCAGGGCUAUUGGUGGCCGAAGAUGGUUAAACAGUCGGAGGAGUACGUGAAGCACUGUGUUCGGUGCCAGUAG